AUGUCGACCGUGGUCAAUUAUGAAGGGGCUGUCGAAAAGAUGAAUGUUGUGCUAAUGCGCAAAUUCCGUGAAUUUGCGGAGACGAAAAGGCUCGUUCAGCUCCCGGUUUUCCUACAAUAUUACGCCUUUGAUGUCAUUGGUUAUAUCACGAUGGAUAGAAAUUUCGAUAUGAUGGAGACAGAAAGGGACCGUACUGGUUUCCUACACAAAAUCAAAUUUGCCACGGAACAUCAUAUGACAUUUGGUCCCUUUCCUUUCUUACAUGUUAUACUCGCCAGGGUUGCCGCCUUGCUUAAGAUGAAAGAUCCGCAUAAUGAGUUGUUCCGGUUCAUCGCGGAAUCGAUUCAACGGUUUCGCCGGGUCGGCUCAGAGCCCAGUGAGAACCCAAAGUCUGAACCGUUCCUCGCCAAACUUUUGGAUCUAGAACGGAAAGGGAAAAUUGAUGAAGGAUCGAUUUUCAGUUCAUGUGGUUCGAACAUCAUCGCUGGGUCUGAUACUACAGCCAUCACUCUAAGUGCGGCUUUCUACUAUAUAUACCGAAACCCGAUGGUUCUCAAGAAGCUCCGAGAUGAGAUUGAUGCACACGAACGCGCAGCACUGUCGUCGAACCCAGCUAGAUUCAAAGAAGCGCAGCAGAUGCCAUACCUACAAGGAAUAAUUAAGGAAACGCUUAGGAUGCACCCGGCCGUGGCCCAAAUGCUACCACGAGAGGUUCCGCAAAACGGUGUCCUCCUGAGUGGGUAUAAUUUUCCAGCCAAGACACAGGUCGGCAUCAGUGCAUGGGCAAUCCACUAUAACCCAGACCUGAUUGAUUCCCCGCGAGUUUUCCGUCCUGAAAGAUGGCUCGAGGACAAUGGAAACACGCAGCUGAGUUCGGCCUUGAAUUUUGCGUUCGGCGGUGGCUCGCGUGUCUGCCUCGGCAAGAAUAUCAGUCUGCUUGAGCUGACCAAAGUCAUCCCGGAGGUGGUCCGUCAUUUCGAGAUUCGCUUCGAAAAUCAUAGUCCGCCGUGGGAACUUGACGUAGGCUGGUUCACUUGGUUAUCGUACAAGUGCUGGAUUGAAGAGAGGAAACCUGCGAAGGACUAA
Messenger RNA from Penicillium daleae, 1086 nucleotides. Its product is annotated as Cytochrome P450E-classgroup I. The record is from RefSeq and is a predicted model, not a curated record. Gene Ontology annotation, molecular function: iron ion binding; monooxygenase activity; oxidoreductase activity, acting on paired donors, with incorporation or reduction of molecular oxygen. Lineage: Eukaryota; Fungi; Ascomycota; Eurotiomycetes; Eurotiales; Aspergillaceae. Bases 1 to 1086 code for a protein of 361 amino acids. The transcript is spliced from 4 exons.